UGAAGGACUGUUCCUCCUCCUGCGCGCGGCGGGACUUUGAGCUGAGAACGGAGAGUUUUCCGAUGCAAAAGUACAUGUAUGAGAAAGCAAUGGCCCAAGAGACCAGGAACGGGGGAGCCUCCACGUUAAAUAACAGCGGAGUUGGGACCGGGAAGAAGAAGGUUCUGGUCGUGUUGGACAUCUUCUGUCUCCUGCUCGCUAGCCUGCCUUUCCUGAUCAUUGAGACUAGCACCGUUAAUCCGUACCAGCGUGGGUUUUACUGUUCGGACGAGUCCAUCCGCUACCCCCAAAAAGAGGGAGACACCAUUAGUGAUGCUGUGCUUUGCGGUGCUGGCAUUCUUAUUGUCAGCUUCUCUAUAAUGAUCGGAGAAUGCUUCAGGAUUCAUCAACUUCAUGACGGAACCAAGUCCUUCGUUGGCAAUCCUUAUGUUGCAGCUCUCUACAAACAGAUCGGCGUGUUUCUCUUUGGCUGUGCCGUUAGCCAGUCUUUCACAGACAUCGCCAAAGUGUCGGUGGGCCGGAUGAGACCGCACUUCUUGGAUGUGUGUAAGCCAGAUUUCUCCACCAUCGACUGCUCGGUUGGGUACAUCACCAACUACACCUGCACUGGCAGAGACAGUGAAGUACAAGAGGCCAGGAAAUCCUUUUUCUCAGGACAUGCCUCGUUCUCACUGUAUACCAUGCUCUACCUUGCUUUCUAUAUCCAGUCCAGAUUUACGUGGAGAGGUGCUCGACUUCUGCGUCCGCUGCUCCAGUUCACUGUGUUGAUGAUGGCCUUCUACACCGGCUUGUCGCGCGUGUCUGACCACAAGCACCACCCCACGGAUGUGUUGGCUGGCUUCGUGCAGGGAGCUCUGGUGGCCUACUGCAUAGUUUAUUACGUCUCAGACCUCUUCAAGCCCAGGGAGAAGGUGGUCUCGCCCCCGCCCUCCCCCAUCAAGAAGGAGCUGCUCCCUUCAUCUGACAUCAUCGAGAGGAACAACCACCACAACAUGGUGUAAGGGGAGGCCACGCCCUUCCUGUGUCUGAGGAGCCAAUCACAGAGCUGCUCACCUCCCAUCGGACAGUAGAAUGUAGCAACAAGAGACUAGCUGCUCUUUAUACUGCACCCCCCCCCCCCUCUGCACUGCCCCAAGAGGCAGACGGGGGGUCAGAUUCAAGAGAUGAACAGCUAAAGUCCAACCUGACUCUGCAGGAUUAUCGUGUUCUGGUCCUGCUUAGGCUUCCAUCCACGGCCGUUUCAGGCACAGAGAGAAUCAGACGUAGUGAAGACUGGACGGGCUCCGCUUCAACGGAAGUAUGGACCACACGGGAAAACUCUAAUGAAGAAAGGCGACUGGACAGAAACAAGAUUCAGACUGAAAGAAUAAAAGCCAACUCUGUGCCUGAGCAGGGAGGAUGCUCCUCCUCUAUCUCUGUGGCCUUCAACCCCCACCAACAGUGAGGGUGUGACUGCACGGAGCAAAACAUAGAACUAUUAGCACUGUUUCCACUUCAUUCUUCAAAUCACCACUUGCUGCCUCAGCGUUUGCCUGACAGAAGGCUGAUGGGGCUGACAUGAGACACGCUUCAUUUCAUUCAUACCCACUUCGGUUCUGCUCCUGAAGGGUCUUCUCGUUUCUACUGGUUCUAGAGCAGCUUACAGAACGCCGAUGCCCUCUCAGGACAGACUUCCCGUCUGUCUGCAGGUCAGCAGGUCAGCCUUCUGUCAGUGGACUCGGAGCAGCCUAAACCCGGGAUGUUGCAGUUUUUGAGGUUAGAUGUAGUGAAGGGGUGGGGGGUGUCUGUGGAGGAAGGAAGGCUGACCUCUAAGCCUCCCCACACCCACCUCAGAGGCGUGGCUGUGCCACUGGCCUUCAGAUGUUAGAGCAUCUGUCAGGACACCUGAACAGGAAGGCUGCAGGUGGACAAAGUGAAGGGGUGUAGCCUGUCACCACUGAGAAGGGGACACUUUACAGCUAAGCUGGCACAUUUUGGGAUGGUUUGGGCUGUUUCUGCUGGCAGGAGGGGCCCACGCCAUCACUCAUUGGUGAUGGAUGUUUGUGUGUGAAUGUGUUCUGUAUAUCUGUCUCAGUUCUCCUCUGAGUGGGACUGCAUGUCUCACCCCAGAAACCCCCUCCAGAUGAACAGUGUGGCAAUAGAACACACUGCCAGCUAUGCCAGGUAUGUGUGUGUGUGUGGGGAGGGGACUGUGGAAGUGAAAUGUCAAUGCUGCAGAGCAUGCUACGUGCUGCAUGUUUCUAGCCGGUCCUGUGUAAUCACUAACAGCUGUAAAGCAGCACACACAUGCACCCCAAUGCCA
Messenger RNA from Oryzias melastigma (Indian medaka), 2302 nucleotides. RefSeq names its product phospholipid phosphatase 3 (gene plpp3). NCBI's taxonomy places the organism in Eukaryota, Metazoa, Chordata, Actinopteri, Beloniformes, Adrianichthyidae. Gene Ontology annotation, molecular function: phosphatidate phosphatase activity. The record is from RefSeq and is a predicted model, not a curated record. Bases 63 to 1001 code for a protein of 312 amino acids. Gene Ontology annotation, biological process: phospholipid metabolic process; canonical Wnt signaling pathway; phospholipid dephosphorylation. The transcript has 7 exons.